Messenger RNA from Pelodiscus sinensis (Chinese soft-shelled turtle), 2608 nucleotides. The record is from RefSeq and is a predicted model, not a curated record. NCBI's taxonomy places the organism in Eukaryota, Metazoa, Chordata, Testudines, Trionychidae.
AUGCUGCCCAGCCCUCUCACCUCCACCCCCUUCUCGGUCAAAGACAUCCUACAGCUGGAGCAGCAGGGCGCGGCGAGCGGGGCCGCCCCGGGAUUCCUCCCGCCCGCCCGCCGGCCACCCCCGGCCUGCCUGCACCCGCAGCGCUUCGCUCCGGGGGACCUUCCCUUCCAGGGGGAAGCGGAGCAACGCGCGAAGCGCAGGGAGGCGGCGGACGCGCUCCGCAGGAGCUCCCGCGAGGAAGACAUGGGGCUAAGGAAAUCUUUGACUGCAGAUUCUUGCCAGACCGAGGAGGAGAAAACCGAUCCUUGCCAGCACCCCAAGCAAAGACAGAGAAGGAAGCCCCGGGUUUUGUUUUCCCAAGCUCAAGUUUUCGAGCUGGAGAGGCGAUUUAAGCAGCAGAAAUACCUCUCGGCUCCGGAGCGGGAGCACCUGGCCAGCCUGUUGAAGCUCACCUCCACUCAAGUCAAGAUCUGGUUCCAGAACAGGAGAUACAAGUGCAAGAGGCAAAGACAGGAUAAAUCCCUGGAGCUCUCUGCCCACCCCCUUCCUCCCAGGAGAGUGGCGGUACCUGUGCUAGUCAGAGAUGGCAAGCCGUGUCUAGGGGGCUCCCAGGGCUACACCGCCCCUUAUAAUGUCACCGUCGGCCCUUACUCCUAUAAUACCUACUACCGCGGCUACAGCAAUAGCCCCUACAAUGCAAACUACAGCUGCAGUUACUCCGGGGGACCCUCGGUGCCCGCCAGUGCCACACCAGCCGGUCACAUCAUGAACAUGAGCUUUAGUGUGUCCGGCGCUGCACAUAACCAGCAGGGUCACUUGCAAGCCACGCUGCAAGCAGGGAUCCGGGCUUGGUAAAGGUCUCCCUUCAAACGGACCACCUGGAAGAUGCCGAACCCUGAGGGAGAGCUCCAGGGCGGAAGGGGAUCAGAAGUUCUUGCUCAAUCCCAUUCCAUCUUCUGUCACUACCAUGGCUGGGUGCUGUGCCUCCCUAGGGAGACUGUGUGUUUUAGAAGAUGCUGGGUUAGAAGGGGUUCUGGCGCUUUCAUGCUCGGAUCCCUGGGGACUAAGCUACUGCUGCCUUUAUUUAUUUCACAUGGAUGUUUCGAAAUACACCCCUUCCUCUCUUUCACCCAGAGCUGGGUAGUUGCAUAGGGCACCUGAACAUUUGGGGCACUAAUGGGUCUUCAUGUCCACCCACCUGUCACUUUCUAUCCCUGUUCUGCGGCUUUGCUUCCUCGGGAGAGGAUCUCGUUAACUUAAAUGUGAAAAAGCCCCCCAGUCCUAUUAGCAGGACAUUGAACCUUUGAGAGAGCCAUUCAAGUCAGCCCCAGGUAUAUACUGAUCUGAGGUUACCCUGUGAGUCGACAGGACCUCUGUUUAAAAUUUGCUUUAAUAAUAUUUCAUUAGUGCAUUGCUGAAAAUUAUAAAAUUAAAACAUCUUCUCAUGCCUCCAGGGCUGCCACUGGGCAUAGGGGCACCGGUUUACUAGUACCACAGAGGGCCCCCUAAAUCCUAAAGACAGCCCUGCUCUCACCCCCCACCUCACAGAGAUGUGUGCUUCUCCAGAAUGCAAGAGAUCAGCUGAGCCAAACCAACCACCCAGGUGUCCUUCCUAAGACAAUUUGGAACACAGGCUGUGCAUGGUUUUGCACAUUUACUUUCUUCUAAAGAUUUUAUUUAACUCCCACUCGCUCCCCCGCCCCCAUUUUAUCUGCUGUGGUAAAGUUCAGGUGCAUAUAUCUUCAUUCCUUCCCCCCACAACUUUUUCCAUUUGUGUAUUUUUUUCAAUGAAAAAAUGAAAAGCAUCAUGGGUUUUUUUUUUCCAAAUUGCAUGGUUCAGACUUAUCACAAAUUUAAAAAAAAACCUGUCCUGCCCUUGAAUCCCACCCCAAAAAGGGCAGGUACCAUAAUAUCUGAGUCAGGAUAGCAACUGGAAAUAAAAGCUAACGUUAUCCAAGAGAGAGAGAAAGGUCAUUGUCUCAAAGAGGUGCUGCCGUGCUGACACACCCUUUGGCUUGAAGUGGAGUCCAUGACAUACAGGGUUUACAGUUUAAUUCAAAGGCUUUUGACACGCCCACUAGAAAAAUUGUUCCAGCCCUCGUGUAGUCUAAUGGCCGGAGCUUAGGUUUGUGAGCCAAGAAUUCAUGAGCUUUAAAUCUCUGAUGUUAACUCCCUUCUCAUUAACCCUUAGCAAAUCCUUCACUCUCUCUGCUUCCCUUCCCCACACUCAAAAUAAAUUGGAUAUUUGCCCUCUAUUUCUCAGGAAAGUGUGAGGCCUAAUUCAUUAGUUCCUGGGUCAGAUCUUCAGCUGAUGUCCAGCAGCUUCAUUAUACCGAUUUCAAUAGAGAGAGAACCAUUUACACAGCUAAGGAGCUAGCACUAUAUAUCUCAAGUGCUUUGCAGGUGACAAAAACUACCCAAAUAAUACAUCUGGAAAUACUGUUGCCCGGCGAAGGAAGAGAGAUUUCCAAUCAGGGCAUUCAAUAUGUUGUGAAUACUUAUAUUGAUCAUUUUGGUUGCUACUUUAGAAAUUUUUUUUCCAUGGCUAAAUAAGGACACGGGUUUACUGGAAUGUAUUGUAUUAUUAAAGAAACACGGUGAAAGAAAA